CCAAAUUUGAUUUACAAAACAAACAGAGAGCUUCUAAGCUUGUGGGGAAAGGAAGAUCAAAUUCAUCCAGAGAAACUUUCUUCGACUUUCUUACUUAACGCGUCGAUAAAUGGCAAGCCUUUACAGAGGGGCCUCUAGGAAAGAAAAACCCAGAGGGAGACAUCAUGGGUUACCUACACAAAAGAGACAAGAGAUCAAGGAAGCGUUCGAGUUAUUCGACACCGAUGGCUCAGGCACCAUUGAUGCCAAGGAGCUCAAUGUUGCCAUGAGGGCUCUCGGUUUCGAGAUGACAGAAGAGCAAAUCACUCAAAUGAUUGCAGAUGUUGACAAGGAUGGCAGUGGUGCUAUUGACUUUGAUGAGUUUGUGCACAUGAUGACAGCCAAAAUUGGGGAACGGGACACAAAGGAGGAGCUCAUGAAAGCCUUCCAUCUCAUCGACCAAGAUAACAAUGGAAAGAUAUCUGCUGCAGACAUUAAAAAUAUUGCAAAGGAUCUGGGGGAGAACUUCAAUGAUAGAGAGAUCCAAGAGAUGAUUGAGGAAGCAGACCGAGAUCGUGAUGGAGAAGUUAAUGCUGAGGAGUUCAUCAGGAUGAUGAAGAGAACAGCAUAUGGGUUUUAGAACUGGAAAGGUUUUAGCCUUCUGCAGGAUGUUGAGAGCCUGAUCCGAUGCAGAAUUAUUAUGUAUUUUACAGCUAUAAGCAAACACCUUUCUUUGUUUCACUUUGACAUGCUUCUGUAGAAUGAUAAUCUUAGACACAACAUGGUGCCUAGUGUAGUGUGGUGGUGGUACAUGUCUGUAAAAUUUUAAAUAUUUGAAAGUAUGAAAAGUACCGUCAUGGUUGACGGUAUCGUUAUUAUUA
Prunus mume (Japanese apricot) is the source of this 860-nucleotide messenger RNA. NCBI's taxonomy places the organism in Eukaryota, Viridiplantae, Streptophyta, Magnoliopsida, Rosales, Rosaceae. The record is from RefSeq and is a predicted model, not a curated record.